Molecule: messenger RNA, 735 nt
Organism: Miscanthus lutarioriparius
Lineage: Eukaryota; Viridiplantae; Streptophyta; Magnoliopsida; Poales; Poaceae
Source: the annotation of a GenBank genome assembly
AUGGGCGCGUCGGCCUCCGUGCUCUCGCUUCCCACGGCCGCCGCGCUCCCCGCAGCCGCCACCGCCGUCGCCGGGGCCGCCGGCUGCUUCGCGCUCGGCUACCUCCUCGCCCUCGCCCGCCAUCCGCGCCACGCCGCCGCCCCAGGUUCCGGGGGCCCCUCCGAUGACGAUUCCGAGGAUGACUCGGAGGAAGAUGAUGACGAAAACUCCGGCCGCAGCCGCGCCGCGAAGCGGGCGGGCGGCGGGCAGAAGAGGACCGGGCUCCGGCUGCUCUACUGGGCACGGAACGUGGUGACCAAGUCCGACUCCGCCAGGGAGGCGGAGAGGUCCCAGUCUCAGGCCGCCGCCAGCCCCCUGGAGAUCGAGAACCUUGCUGAGAUAAUAGAAGAUUUCAAAAUGGUGCUGGUAGUGAGGAAUGAUCUGAAGAUGGGGAAGGGGAAGAUUGCCGCACAAUGCAGUCAUGCAACUCUUGGGCUAUUCAAAAAACUCCAACAGAGAGCUCCGAAAUCACUAAGAAGGUGGGAGCGGUGUGGGCAAGUUAAAGUGGUUGUGAAAAUAGAAAGCGAGGAAGAUAUGCUUGUUUUACAAGGGAGAGCAAAGUCUUUGAAUCUGCCAACUCACAUAACCAUAGACGCCGGAAGAACACAGAUUGCUCCAAAUUCAAGGACAGUCAUGGUUAUUCUGGGGCCAGCUGAUAUGGUUGAUGAUGUUACUGGCGGUCUGAAGCUUUUGUAG